CGCUUCUUCCUCGCCGCACGAUCGGCGCCGAGAAUUGUGCUUUUCUUUAGCAUUUCUCUGUGAAUAUUCGCCAAAACUAACGAUUUUAAGAUGACUAGCAACCCCGGAUCGCCGGUACAGCAGCAACGCAGUCCGAUCGUGAAUCGGACGCUGGAGUUGAAUUUGAACAAAAAACGAUCCCGGGAAUGUCUCCAGUGGGGCACGGUGAACGUGUUGCUGCUCUCGAUGCUCCUGUUCGACAUCUCCAACAAGUGUCCGUACGCGUUCUCGCACUGGUACUACGUGGAGUAUGCGGCCGCCGCCAUCCUCGGUAGCAGCAUGCUGUACUACUAUGGCCAGUACUUUUACUACCUCUUUAGCGCGGAACCGAUCCGUGGUACCGAGCAGCAGCGCCGACUGCUAAAGUUCGAUCCGACGGACAGUUCCUUUAUCACAACACCACCGCAACCACAAAAGCCCAUCAGCACCGACGGCACUCCGCUGAACGUAUCCUCCACGAUGCUCCGGGCGUUUGAUAAUUCUCCGGCUUCCGACUAUGCGACAGCUCCUGUUCCACCGCGAAGCCGUAUGUUUCUGCGGGGUGGAUCACCGGUGCCGGAGAUGCACAGACCACUGCCACACGAUCGGAACAACUGUUCCUACCAAGCGUCUCCAAAUGUGAGCUCCGGUUCGGUCAAAUUUUCACCCGCCCUACGGAAACUCGUCCACCCGAAUGCGGCCGUGGUCGAUGCGAAGCAAUUGGAAUCGUUUCUGCACGAAGUAUCAGAAGAUCGCAGCAACCGUUCAAUUAAAGAUCAUGGGAACCUUUCCGAUGGAUUAAUCAAUACAUCCGUCAACUGGAGCCGACUGCAAGAUAUGUCCCAUCUGUUGCAAACCUCGCUCUACCAGCUGUCCUCAUCUGGUACACCGAACAAACAACUUGCAAAGGAACACGAGGUGGGCUCGUACAACGCGUUCAUCGAUGGCAGUCCCGAGGGGCUGAAGAAGGUAUCGACCACACAGCUAUCGAACUACGUAGGCAACUUGCGUAUGUGGAUCUCACUCACAAUUCUGCAGCGCAUCGACGAGGAGAUCAAUCUGGCCGAUCAGGCAUUCAAGAACCGCGGCUUCGCAGACAUACAGAUCGGUGCGAUCGGACUGGAGCGCCUGAAAAAGACGGCCGAGAACCAACAGCUCGUGACGCUCUACAUACCACGGUUACCGCUGUUGAUUCCCUUCCUGGAGAUGUCCACCAACCAGGAGUAUCUGGUGCAACGCAUUAGAGACUUGUCCAAGGGAAGCUGCCUAGGCGAUUACCGAUGGAACUCUGGGGCCAGCUACAAGGGACUAGCAUGGGAUGAGCAUUUACCGACAGAUGCAGCGAUUAUCUUCCAUCUUUUCUGCACCUACCUCGACAGUCAGUUGCGCCCUCUGCCACAACCGGGUGGUCGCCCUUUCUACAACCGGUAUGUGGUGGUUGGCGAUAAAAAAUCCUCCAAGGAAACGUUGGCGGAAGUGAACUCCAAGAACAAGGCAAAGUGUGCCAUUCUUUGCACUAACCCGCUGAAACCAAAGUUUAAUUUCGUUUCGGAUGAUAAAAUUCACAGCUGCGCCUAUGAUCGAAAUAACUUAUUCUACGUCAUCAUUCAGUUUCUGAUCUACAUGAAAACUCACCACGAGAGCUCGCUCGAGGGCAUCAAUCUGGGGCGAAGUGGCAUCAACAUACUUUGCUGUAUCGAAGACUAACGAGGAUAGGGACCCCCGGUUACGUGCAAGUCGAGAGUGGCUCGAUGAGCGAAAUAAAAUGUGUUCAACAAGUAGAGUAUAAGUGAACGUACAUGUGCACGGUGUGUCACGGUGUCAUCACUCCGAACGAAGAUCACGCACGAAAGGUUCGAAGUAGUACGCGCAGUACGGUGACACCAUUAAAUAUCGGUACAAAACUCGGAACUUCCCGUUCUGAUCGGGUGCGGGCUAUAGCUUAAUCAUUUGAAUUAUUCUCGAAAACAAAAUCUCAAAGCUAAAG
Messenger RNA from Anopheles aquasalis, 2005 nucleotides. Its product is annotated as transmembrane protein 209. The record is from RefSeq and is a predicted model, not a curated record. Gene Ontology annotation, cellular component: membrane. NCBI's taxonomy places the organism in Eukaryota, Metazoa, Arthropoda, Insecta, Diptera, Culicidae.